CGUCGUCGGCGGCGCCAUUAAAGGCCGGAGGAGGCGAGCGCGCUGCUGCGGCCGCCGGGGCUGAGGGGGAAAAGCGUCCGGGAGGCGUCGGGGGAGGCCCGGGGAUAUGUCUGAGGAGCAGUUCGGCGGCGGGGAGGCCGCGGCGGCGGCGGCGGCGGCGGAGCAGGAGGGCGGCGUGGUGGAGGCGGCGGCGGCGGCGGCGGCGGCGGGGAGCGCGGAGGGAGGAGGAGGAGGAGGAGGCCCCGCCAUGGCUGAGGCGGAGGGCGCCAAGAGCGACGCCGCCAAGAACGAGGAGGACGAAGGCCAUUCAAACUCCUCCCCACGGCACUCUGAAGCAGCGACGGCACAGCGGGAAGAAUGGAAAAUGUUUAUAGGCGGCCUUAGCUGGGACACUACAAAGAAAGAUCUGAAGGACUACUUUUCCAAAUUUGGUGAAGUUGUAGACUGCACUCUGAAGUUAGAUCCUAUCACAGGGCGAUCAAGGGGCUUUGGCUUUGUACUAUUUAAAGAGGCGGAGAGUGUAGAUAAGGUCAUGGACCAGAAAGAGCAUAAAUUGAAUGGUAAAGUGAUUGAUCCCAAACGGGCCAAAGCCAUGAAAACAAAAGAGCCUGUUAAAAAAAUUUUUGUUGGUGGCCUUUCUCCAGAUACACCUGAAGAAAAAAUAAGGGAGUACUUUGGAGGUUUUGGUGAGGUGGAAUCUAUAGAGCUCCCCAUGGACAACAAGACCAAUAAGAGGCGUGGAUUCUGCUUUAUCACUUUUAAGGAAGAGGAACCGGUGAAGAAAAUAAUGGAGAAGAAAUAUCACAAUGUUGGUCUUAGUAAAUGUGAAAUCAAAGUAGCCAUGUCGAAGGAGCAGUAUCAGCAGCAGCAGCAGUGGGGUUCCAGAGGCGGAUUUGCGGGACGAGCUCGUGGAAGAGGUGGUGGCCCCAGUCAAAACUGGAACCAGGGAUAUAGUAACUAUUGGAAUCAAGGCUAUGGCAACUAUGGAUAUAACAGCCAAGGUUACGGUGGUUAUGGAGGAUAUGACUACACUGGUUACAACAACUACUAUGGAUAUGGUGAUUAUAGCAACCAGCAGAGUGGUUAUGGGAAAGUAUCCCGGCGAGGUGGUCAUCAAAAUAGCUACAAACCAUACUAAAUUAUUCCAUUUGCAACUUAAUCCCCCCCAACAGGUGGAGAAGCAGUAUUUUCUGAUUUGAAGAUUCAUUUGAGGGCGGCUCCUGCCUCCCACUAAUAGCAGUUCAGACUAAAUUUUUUGUAUCAAGUCCCCGAACGGAAGUAUGACGUUGGUCCCUCUGAAGUUUAAUUCUGAGUUCUCAUUUAAACAAAUUGCUUUCCUUGUUUUAUUUCUUAAUUGCUAUGCUUCAGAAUCAAUUUGUGUUUUAUGCCCCUUCCCUGGUAAUUGUAGAACAAGUCUUGUGUUAAAAGCCCAGUGUGACCGUGUCAUGAUGUAGUAGUGUCUUACUGGUUUUUUAAUAAAUCCUUUUGUAUAAAAC
Molecule: messenger RNA, 1496 nt
Organism: Ornithorhynchus anatinus (platypus)
Lineage: Eukaryota; Metazoa; Chordata; Mammalia; Monotremata; Ornithorhynchidae
Gene: HNRNPD
Product: heterogeneous nuclear ribonucleoprotein D
Exons: 9
Coding region: 107-1138 (343 amino acids)
Biological process (GO): regulation of gene expression
Cellular component (GO): nucleoplasm
Molecular function (GO): RNA binding
Source: RefSeq, a predicted model, not a curated record